Messenger RNA from Raphanus sativus (radish), 581 nucleotides. Its product is annotated as histone H3.2. Lineage: Eukaryota; Viridiplantae; Streptophyta; Magnoliopsida; Brassicales; Brassicaceae. The coding region runs from base 44 to 454 and encodes 136 amino acids. Gene Ontology annotation, cellular component: nucleosome. The transcript has a single exon. Gene Ontology annotation, molecular function: protein heterodimerization activity; DNA binding; structural constituent of chromatin. The record is from RefSeq and is a predicted model, not a curated record.
CAACAAAGAACACACAAAAAAAAAACUCCCCUUUGCUUAUACAAUGGCUCGUACCAAGCAAACAGCAAGAAAAUCCACCGGAGGAAAGGCACCAAGGAAGCAGCUGGCGACGAAAGCCGCGAGAAAAUCGGCUCCGGCGACGGGAGGAGUGAAGAAGCCGCACAGGUUCCGUCCCGGGACGGUGGCGCUGAGGGAGAUCAGGAAGUACCAGAAGAGCACGGAGCUCCUGAUCCGCAAGCUCCCCUUCCAGCGUCUGGUCCGCGAGAUCGCGCAGGACUUCAAGACGGAUCUUCGUUUCCAGAGCAGCGCCGUCGCGGCUCUCCAGGAGGCGGCGGAGGCUUACCUCGUGGGGCUGUUCGAGGACACGAACCUUUGCGCGAUUCACGCCAAGAGGGUUACGAUCAUGCCUAAAGAUAUCCAGCUUGCGAGGAGGAUCAGAGGCGAGAGGGCUUAAGGAGAAUGAAUGCAAAGACGGGGGACUUAGUUUUAAGAUGUAAUCGUUUCCGUUUUUGUUUUAUGUAUAUCUUUUGUUUUUAAAGGUGUUCGAUGAAUUGUCUCAAUGAAUCAAUUAUCUUAUUUUU